AUGUUCUCUCAGAAGGUUGCCCAGCAGUCGCUGCGACGGCUUGCCGUCCAGCAGCCCUACGCCAUGCGGUGGUCCAUGAUGAACUCCGCCUCCCCCGCCGCCAUCGCCCUUGGAAAGAACAUUCAGACGAGGCACGCUGCCUCCACCACGAACACCUCCGACCCUACCAAGAUCCUUGAGCAGCAGCGGUUGAACCGUCCCGUCGCCCCUCACCUUACCAUCUAUCGUCCUCAGAUCACCUGGUACGCCAGUGCUUUCAACCGUGUCACCGGUGUUGCUCUGUCGGGAGGCCUGUACCUUUUCGCGACCGCCUAUCUCGCUGCCCCGUUGCUUGGAUGGCACUUGGAAUCGCCUUCCUUGGUCGCCGCUUUCGCUGCUCUUCCCAUCGCCGCCAAGGUCGCCCUCAAGGGCACGGUGGCUUUCCCCUUUGCCUUCCACUGCAUGAACGGCGUCCGUCACUUGGUCUGGGAUCUGGGUCGCGGAAUCACCAACCAACAGGUCAUCCGGUCCGGCUGGACCGUGGUCGGCUUGAGUGUUGCUAGCGCUCUUUUCCUUGCUUUUUACUGAUUUUCCUGUGCCAUACCUUUGAGUUCUGUUUUUCUUCCUUCUUAAAACCAUGUUCUUUGUGCAAUAUUAUCUCCAUACCGGUCAAUCAAGGCUGCAUUUCUUUUUGGACUGAUCGCCAUUUUGCCUUUGCGCUUUGAACAAUAUUCUGUCAGAAUCCUGGCAUGUCCCCGAAACCCAAUUCAGUGGAUUCAGGAUGUAGGAAGUGCCGCCAUGAAGCAGCUUUUUAGCAGGUAGGGAAGAUUACACGAAGGGUUUCGGGUUUGAAAUCUCCUGCAUGAACUGCCUCAGACUGAUGGCUCAGAAGCAACUAACUCAUUGUUUAUCAGAGACACAAGGAAAGUCAAAUCUCUAUUCCCGAAACUACCUAUGAUUUUUGAACUUG
Messenger RNA from Aspergillus steynii IBT 23096, 949 nucleotides. RefSeq names its product succinate dehydrogenase cytochrome b560 subunit. Gene Ontology annotation, cellular component: membrane. Bases 1 to 567 code for a protein of 188 amino acids. The transcript is spliced from 3 exons. The record is from RefSeq and is a predicted model, not a curated record. Lineage: Eukaryota; Fungi; Ascomycota; Eurotiomycetes; Eurotiales; Aspergillaceae. Gene Ontology annotation, biological process: tricarboxylic acid cycle; mitochondrial electron transport, succinate to ubiquinone. Gene Ontology annotation, molecular function: succinate dehydrogenase activity; electron transfer activity.